AUGACAGAAAGUUGCGGGCAGGAGCAGACAAGGUGGGAGCAGACAAGGUGGAUAACGACGGUCAUUAUGAGCACUGCUCUGCAGGAUCAUGAAAUUUCUACAGUUCUGCAGAGGCAACAACACCGAGUUCGAUUUUCAGAAUCAGUGGAAACUGGAUCUGUGAUUUUUCCUCUUUCUGGCAUUGCAUUUAUUCUGUCAGACACUCAAGACUUGCUCAGGACAGCGGAAGAAGAGUUUUCCAAAAGAAUUCAGAAGUUCAUAAACAUCCAUCGGAACAGCUUUUUGGUUUUGUCAGCUGCUCUUCAUGGACCAGAAGAAUGGAGUGCCAUGUUCAAGAUUCAGAGAAGAUUCCUGGGCAGCAAUUUACGUAUAAUACCAGUUCAUAAUCCUGCUGAAACUGUUAAAUUAAUGUUAACUAUGGCUAAGGUAACUUGCAAGCCACAAGUAGACGAUACUCGCUGCAAAAUAGAAAUGACAAAAGCCCAGAUAAUAGAAAAAAGUCCAGUUUGGAAGAUGCUUCAGGAGUACCAAUCGCACCAUAAUUAA
Serinus canaria (Common canary) is the source of this 546-nucleotide messenger RNA. It is a transcript of the gene C8H1orf146, whose product is annotated as chromosome 8 C1orf146 homolog. The record is from RefSeq and is a predicted model, not a curated record. The transcript is spliced from 5 exons. Gene Ontology annotation, cellular component: chromosome. NCBI's taxonomy places the organism in Eukaryota, Metazoa, Chordata, Aves, Passeriformes, Fringillidae. Bases 1 to 546 code for a protein of 181 amino acids. Gene Ontology annotation, biological process: reciprocal meiotic recombination; synaptonemal complex assembly.